AUGUCUCCCGCUCUGCGAGCGAGUCGUCCUACCACCGCCAGCAAGAAACGGCUGCAAGCUGCAACCGGCUCUGGCUGUCGGAGGAGUGGACGAUUGCAAAACAAGCCUCCAAUUUUCUACGCCCAAACUGCCCACCGAAACCGCACUGAACAAACGUACUCUGUGGAAUCGAAACUGGAAUCUCCAAAACUCCCGCCCUCUAUCCAUAGCCUGACGAAGGAGAACCUACGAAUACUCAACGAGGAAGAGAUGGUCAAGAGGAAAAGAAUCGGCAAAGAGACCAUAACAACCACAAAGCGGACCCAAACUCUGAGCAAGCAAGCGCCUAGCACUAAUGGCGGCUAUCGCAUCCACCGUCUCAAUGUCGUUAAUGUCUUCUUUGAUGAUGAUAUUCCUGACUCCUUCCAAGCUGCGAUCGACAACAUUGUGAAAGCAAAAGUUCCGUCCGAGGAGCGCCGAGCUGUGAUUUACAACACCGCUGAAAGAUUGUACAAUUGUUGUCGGGAGAUCAGUGACACUAAAAGUAUGGAAGGAAGUUAUGUUGGUCUUUGUCGUGAUGCGCUUCGGGAUAUGUUGAGACCGAAUAUCUCCCUUCAACAUGAAGCCGAUUGGCGAUAUGAAUUCAAGCCAGGUAUAUCAAAGGGCAAACCGAUUUUCCGAGAUGACCAAGGGGCUCCCGCAAUCAGAACACCUUGUCCGGGUAUCACAAUUGGUAUGGGCGGAAAAGCGUUCUUGAACUCUCUCUCCUCUCCGGCUUUCUCCCAAACUCAGGCCCAGGAAUUUCUUCGAAGGCUUCAGACAGAAUACGACUCCCUAGACCAGAACGAAGAAAAGCUACUCCUGACGGUCUUGGAAACUGGUCGCGUAUUCUUUCCAUUUGCGACUCUUGAGGCAAGGGCUUACCUAUCAGGGAAGCAAAUCUCCGAAGCACAAAAUCAGGCCGCCGUUUCGGGAGCGAGUGCCCUAAAUUUUCAGCUUCAUCUUACGGAGAUGGCGAAGGGCGCAGCCUCGGAGUUUGACGAUAGUGAAUAUCAAUAUCCUCUCUUCUUUUCCAUUUGCACCGAAGGACCCUACCACGAGCUGUGGGCUCACUACACCUGCGUCGAGGAAGGUCGGCGUAUCUUCAACAUGAAGCUGGUCAAGAUCUGCAACGCGAUGCUGAAAGAGACCAUCGAAGACUUCUUCAUUGCGGUGGAUAAUGUGUUGCGCUGGGGUGCCGACACGUUUCUGAAAUCGGUGGCAGACCGGAUGCGUUUGGUGGCAAUCAAGGCAUUGACCCAAGUCGACGGAACGAACCCAGCGAACUGA
Exophiala xenobiotica is the source of this 1308-nucleotide messenger RNA. RefSeq lists its product as uncharacterized. The transcript has a single exon. The record is from RefSeq and is a predicted model, not a curated record. Bases 1 to 1308 code for a protein of 435 amino acids. Lineage: Eukaryota; Fungi; Ascomycota; Eurotiomycetes; Chaetothyriales; Herpotrichiellaceae.